Messenger RNA from Plodia interpunctella (Indianmeal moth), 1578 nucleotides. RefSeq lists its product as uncharacterized. The record is from RefSeq and is a predicted model, not a curated record. The transcript has a single exon. Lineage: Eukaryota; Metazoa; Arthropoda; Insecta; Lepidoptera; Pyralidae. Bases 464 to 1510 code for a protein of 348 amino acids.
UAUCAUCCCCCCGCGCGCCGCGCAACCGUACGGACGCAAAAAUGUACGCUCCCGCUUUGAAAAAUAUUUAAACCGGUAAAAAGUGACAAUUCCGAUUAAAACAACAUAUCAACAAACAGUGUAAACAUCGUACUAUGUGCAGUGAUAAAAGUGUUAAGAUACAUUCAGUGGUCUAAAAAAUACAACAGUGUAAACAUAUUCAACGGACAGUGUUUAAAUCGAAGCUUCGCUGCCUGCGUUUGUCGCUCGUUAAUGAUAUAGCCGUUCGUCACCGAGCGUUCAAGGUCGACGACCUCCACACGGGCUGUCCUAACUGAGCCACAAAAUAAUAGUGUUGCGCGCUUUUGUUUUUUUGUUUAUGCUUUCUGCAUGUUGUUUAUUAUUGAGUUUUGCACACCGUAGUUGAUAACGGCCACAGAACAUUAUACUUACUGCGUUCUAUUUUGUGAAAUAACAUUAAAAUAUGUCUUGUGCUGGGUGUUUUGCUUCUGUUACAUUAGACGAUUCGAUAACUUGUGCUGCAAAAUCCUGCAAGAAAAGCUUUCAUCUGCUGUGCACCAAAACUACCAAGCUUACUUCUCAUCAGAGAAAGAACUGGACCUGUCCCGAGUGCAAUGCAGCAGCCAAGAAAGGAGGCGACAACUCUCAAACUCCUGUAAAAACCUGCGAUAAUGUAACAAUACGAAAUAAAUCUGUUCGGACUGAUACCUGUUCUCCAGUGAGUCCUACAUUUAAUAUUGAUGAUAUUAGAGAUGUAAUUAGAGAAGAACUGAAUAAGGUUAAAAAAUGCAUAAUUACCGAAUUAGAAGAAAGUUUACGACAUAUGGUGAAGUCUGAGCUGAAAAAAAUGUCUGAAACUAUUACCUGCUUGGAGAACUCUGUCUCAUUUGUAACAGAGGAGUAUGAUAAUAUUAAAAAGGAUCUAGUUUCCAAGACUACAAUGAUUCAGCAAUUACGAACUGAAAAUAAUAAUUUGAUUGAGACUGUUAAGAAUAUGAGCACAAAAUUGGAAAAUAUGGAGCAACAUAAUAGAUCUUGCAAUAUAGAAAUACAAUGUGUCCCUGAGCACAAUAAUGAAAACUUACCUUCUGUCAUAAAACAACUAUCAAAAACUGUUUCCUGUGAACUUAAUGAUGCCGACAUUCAUCACUACACGCGUAUCGCCAAAAGCAACAAAAAUGACCCGAGGCCCAGAUCCAUCGUUGUUAAACUGGCUACCCCCCGCAUCCGUGACAAGUUUUUAGCAUGUGUUAUUACAUACAACAAAAAUCAUUCUAAUGACAAAUUAAACACAAGUCACAUUGGAUAUGGUGGGGACAAAAAACCGAUAUACAUUGCUGAACAUCUUUCCCCCGCAAACAGAGCCCUACACGCCGCAACGCGCCUGAAAGCCAAAGACAAGGGAUACAAGUUCGUGUGGGUAAAACAAGGGAAAAUUUUUAUGCGUAAAAACGAGACUUCGGAUCAUAUUUAUGUAAAAAAUAUAGAAUUCCUAGAUAAAAUUGUAUAACUUUAAAAAUAGUAUUCAACAUUUGUAACUUACAUUAAUUGCUAACUUCCGAUUUUUAUACUAUAGUC